GAUGGCUUCCGGGACACCGAUGACUACACGCAGACGGCGUGGCGGAGGAGGACGCGGAAGAAGAACCUCUUCACCGAAGACGUGAAGCCGAAGAGGAAGUAUACAUACGAGGAUCCGCUCCAUUACGACCCCAAAGAGUUCUUCACGGAUGCGUUCAACGAUAGGGCGCAGAAGGAGUACUCGGAUUAUGUGGACAAACAUCACGAACAGAUGAGGGAGGAGUUGGAUCAGGCGUUCAGCGAAGGCAGGUCUAAGAUAGUGUUGUCGGCCAUCAUCGGUGUCGUCCUUUUAGCCAUUUGUGUCUUGGAUGAGAUGAUCCAUUCGGAUCUCACUGCACCACCGCUUAAAGCGAGGGACAGUUCUCUGCGUACAUUGAAUGCCAGUGCGAACCUCAAACGGGGAACUCUGAGCUCUGCCUACCCGUCUACCCAACGAUUCCAAGGCUUGUCUGUAUCGGUUCGGCCGCUGACAAGGACUAAGACCGGGACCACAGAGCGAGGUAUAGGUCCCGGAACUGGACGUCUUUACGUACCCAUAGGUCGGGCCUAUGAGUGCCAUAUCUUAGAGUCAGACUUAUACUCAAUUCACCGAUACUUAGGUGCCACUCCGGAGCCGACCGCCAGUUCCCGUCGCAGGACCGCCUCCAAGGAUGAAACGCCGGUUGUUGCGGACAAGCGGUCGCGUCGCGCGACUCCCGGACGGCCCGCGAAGGAUAAGUCCCUCGAAGAGGACUUCGACGACGCCAUGAAGAAGCCGAGGGGCGGCUUCGAGAGGGGUCUCCGUCCCGAUCGCAUACUCGGCGCCACCGACGCCUCCGGGGAACUCAUGUUUCUCAUGAAGUGGUUGGACUCGGAUGAGGCGGAUUUGGUGCCCGCGAAGAUGGCUAAUGUGAAGUGCCCGCAGAUCGUCAUCAAGUUCUAUGAGGACCGCCUCACGUGGCACUCAAACGCCGAAGAGCUGAACGCCGCGGCAAAGGCUGACUGAUGGAUGAUAUUGGGGUCCAAAGUCAUGGAUUUGAUUCCAUACACCUCUUUGUUUUUGUCUUAAUCUCACGAUUUUUAUUUAAUUAUUAAAAAGUUUUGUCCUUUUUAUGAACCAAUGAUUAUCUGUCGAUUACUCCAACCAUUAUCUCUCAUCUCAAUGUGUCCUCAAAACUAUCAAUCAUUAUAACUGACACUCCGUUUGAUUGGAUUUGUAUUUAAAUCAGACUUUAAUUGAAUAAUAAGUCUGUAAUGCAUUCGCAUGUCUUAUAAUUUAUAUAAUAGCA
Molecule: messenger RNA, 1267 nt
Organism: Oppiella nova
Lineage: Eukaryota; Metazoa; Arthropoda; Arachnida; Sarcoptiformes; Oppiidae
Source: the annotation of a GenBank genome assembly